Molecule: messenger RNA, 1014 nt
Organism: Moneuplotes crassus
Lineage: Eukaryota; Ciliophora; Spirotrichea; Euplotida; Euplotidae
Source: the annotation of a GenBank genome assembly
UAAAAACAACAAUUGUAAAUAAAUUAUAAUGAGUUCAGUAGAUUCCUCUAAGAACAACAACGAGGUAGCCCAAACUGCCACGAAGGAAGAUAGCAAGAAAGAGCCACGGAAUGGCUCACAGUCUUCUACAUAUGACUACAACAGUCAAAUCGCUGCAGGGAAAAAUAUGUUUAAGAAGAAUAAAAUAUUAGCCCAAUCGCGGGAGGAAAGGUCUGCAAAGAAGGCCAGUAGGGAGUCUCUCCUCAUUGAGGGCCAUGAGUCAUACACAGGACGUCCGGGACACAACCUGCUUAGUGUCAAGAAGGACUACUCCAUCCUCAACAACGACAAGGUACUUCUCAGCAACAGAUUAAUAAUGCUGCGAAAAGAGGAAGAAAAAUUAAUGAAAAAGAUUAAAUCUACAAAAGAGAAAGCCAAAAAUAUUCUCGAGGUUAAGCACAGAAAUGAAAUCAAAUUUAAGGAGAAACUUGAGAAAGAAAAACAAGAAGAGAAGGAAACCCUGAUCAAACGCCAGAAGAUCCUCAAGCAGAGAGAGCAGAAGGAAAAGGCUGAUAGGAACAAAUGGAAACAAAAUUUAUCUCAAAAGUUGAAGAAUUACCAUGAAAUUAGGGACCAGAGGGUCUUUGCAGUUCAACAUAAGUCCAAUGUCAGGAAGAAGGUGGUACUUGAGAACCAGCUCAAAAGAGAUCGAGUCAAGGCUCAAGAGAGUAGGAUCCAGCAGAAACUUCGUAAAAGAGAUGAAGAUAGAAAGAAAAGAUGACCAAAAAUAAAAUCGCAGACCAAGUCACAACAGAGAUUAGCGUUAUGGAGAGAGAGGAGAAAGAAAUUUUGGAACGGUUAAAAUAAUAGCCAGAAGUUAGAACAGCUUGCGUACAAAGAUCUUGAAAAUGCUAUCCAAAGUUCAGUUAAUUGAACUGAGCAAAGAAGGAAAUUCUUAGGACAAAGAAGUAGGCUCCCAAUCAGGAAGCCAGCCAAAGGAAGUGUAUCACCUAUGCGUGCUGGAUCAGUUUACUC